AUGAACGGCGACAGCGACCCCAAACGAAUUAUACGUAUCGAGGAGGGUCAGCAUUACCUCCUUGAGCCUGACGACGAGCUGCCCCUUAGAUUGCUCCGCAAUUUAGGUCAGGGUGGUUGCUCCAACGUGGAGGAGGUUGUGGACCUAAAUACCGGCAGGGUUUUCGCUCGCAAGGUGUUCAGAGUCCGCGGUUCUGCUGCUGAGAGGAGGCGAAUCUUUCAUAACGAGAUCCUAGUCAUCCAACGGCUAGCUCCACAUCAUCAUAUCACCCGGAUCUUUGCCACUUACGUAGGGAAGCGUGAAGUAGGCAUUUUGCUGACACCUGUCGCUGAUGGGGGUUCACUGGACAAAUUCCUCGACGAUGCUCAUGAGGGUCUCCUCACACAGAGUGAGAUGAACACCUUGGACUAUGCUUUCGGAUGCCUCGCUAGCGGAUUACAAUUCAUGCACGCCCAGAAGGUACGACACAAAGACAUCAAACCUCACAACAUUCUGGUACACAAGGGCUCUUUCAUAUAUACGGACUUUGGAUCCUCUCUCGACUACGGUGCAGAUACGCGGAGUGACACUACAGGCCACCCUGAUUCCAUCACCCGCAAGUAUGCGGCCCCGGAGGUACAUAAUUCUGAACCUCGCAAUCGGAAAUCGGACGUGUUCUCGCUCGGGUGUGUCUACUUCGAGAUUUUAUGCGCACUGGAACUAGAUCCUAUGAAGCCAGACAUGCAUCACUAUGCAGAUAACAUCAUUGAGGCCAUCGAACAUAUGGCUGGCAGAAUCUCCCCACAGAUUUGGCCAAGCGCCGUCAUUUAUUUGACAUGUCACAUGCUGAACCAUACCCCCAGCAACCGACCAUCUGCUGAAGAUGUUUUGAACGUGUUUUGGAAGGGUAGCCCGGAUUUGUUCUGCAACGGAUGCGUUCGUUCCGGACUGUUACAAGUACCCCAGGACGGCAAAGCAGCGUCGGCCUUAGCACCAGCCGCACCAACUCACGACAUGAUGCGGUUUUUGAUCUCACCCGAGACAUUUGACGAGACAGCACUAUCUGCACUGGCACCCUACAUUAUCAGAAAUCCUCGAUCUUCUGUACAAGGUGAACCUGUCGCCGAAUUAGCAUCGCCGGAUGGCGAGUCUGAACAUAGGAAAGCACCUAAGCCGCUUCCAAACCACGACCGUGACCGCGAGAAAGAAAGCUAUCACCUUGGACAAAUAUUCGGCGAGCCACAACCAGUAGAUGGGGGCUAG
Molecule: messenger RNA, 1242 nt
Organism: Alternaria arbusti
Lineage: Eukaryota; Fungi; Ascomycota; Dothideomycetes; Pleosporales; Pleosporaceae
Exons: 2
Coding region: 1-1242 (413 amino acids)
Biological process (GO): protein phosphorylation
Cellular component (GO): cytoplasm
Molecular function (GO): ATP binding; protein serine/threonine kinase activity
Source: RefSeq, a predicted model, not a curated record